AUACGCAACAGUGAGGAAAACUUGCGAAACAAAUAAACUGACACGUUUCCAUUCAGUUUUCUUGUUUGUUUGUGAUAUAUAUCUGCAUGAGAUAAAGAUACAGUGGUGCAAUGUUGACGGAUCAUCCGGUGAAUCCUCUGAGCUCAGGCAUUCCCUUUGGAGUCACACACAACCCACAUAGAAAGAGGGUCUCACGCCUCAGGUCAGGGAGUCCUCUGAAAAGAACUCAAAACUGCUUCUUUGGGGUAGAAACCUGGGCUGAGUUGGUCUGGGAGGGCUGGGAGCCAGGACGAGAGUAUACCAAAUCACUGUUCCUUAAAAGCAUACAUGGAAAACUCCAGAAACUCACCUUCGGACCUCCUGCUUCCAAGUUCUUCAGCACACCAUUUCCUCAGACCAUCCUUCUGAGCCCAGGAACGUCUUACUCACUCACAGUUACUUUUCAGCCUCUUGAGAAAUGUGAGUAUGCAGACGCUAUAGAGUUUCAGGGUAAGGAAGGCACAUUCCAGGUGUCUCUGCAAGCUGUGACUCCUCAUCAUGCCCUGGAGGUACCAGACACAGUGAUGUUGCCACCUUGUGCUGCCCAGCACAGCUCCCAAACCAGCUUCCGCUUUCGUAAUUCCAGUAAGCUGCAAACAGGAUUCGGGUGGUUUGUGGACCCUCCCUUCCAGCUGUCCCCUGAAACUGGACAGUUAAAGCCUGGAGAAGAAUGCAGGGUUACAGUAGAGUUUAAACCCCAGCAGGCUCUAGGGUAUCAGGCUGAGGCCAGCUGUGCUUUUGGAGAUGAUGGGGAGAGCAGCUGUGCUGUGCUUCUGCGUGGGCUGUCCAAGUACCCCCACCUCCAGAUCCGCUUGGGGCAGGAGGAAGGCUGUAAGGUGUUGGAGUUUGGCAGUGUGGCAGUAGGAGACUCUCUUGAAAGACACUUUGAGAUCUACAACCUCUCCACUGUUAGCACAACAAUCAGUCUAUCCUGGUUGAGACGUCCCGCUCUCAUGGAGUCUGUGUUCUGCUGUGAGGUGCAUGAGGGGAAGAUCGCUCCAAAUUCAGUGUUGAAAGUCCCUGUCUGCUUCUCCCCACUCAUAGUGGACAGCAUUAGUGUGGACUACCUCUCUGUUACCUGUCCUGGAGCUGUAAGCAGAGACCUGCUCAAAGUGUCAGGAACCUGCAUAGGUCCAAUAGUGUCUCUAAGUACCUCUGUAUUGGACUUUGGCUGUGUUGAGGAAGGCACAGAAGUCACACACAAUGUACAGAUCAUCAACUCCUCUGCAGUAUUGGCCCAUUACCAGUUUGAUGUGAUCACUGGCAGCCAUAGUGUGUUCAGCAUUGAUAAGCCUUGUGGCUCUCUGCCAGGCAGCAGCAAACUCACUCUGCGUGUGAAGUUCCGCCCACAUCAACCUAUAGCUUAUCACAAGACAGUGAUCUGUUUGCUGCUGCACAGGGAGCCACUGUUUCUGGAUUUGAUUGGCACCUGUCACUCAGAGCAGUUGAAGCCAGCCGUUUUAAACCCCAGACACCUGAGUGUCUACAGAAUGAAUCUGCUACGAGGGCUCACCUGUUAUCCUCCUGACAUACUGAGUGCCUUGCUGGAUGAACACAAAUUAAAACUUGAUGAUAGCGGAGCAUUGCUAAUCCAGGAGAUUCCAGCAGAGGGUACUGACAAAUCCACACUUCUCUUCAACCCGCGCAGUCCUCUGGAGGAGUAUUUCCACAUUAAUUCAGCACCUGAAGUGGAAACAGAACUUGACAACACCUCAAACCCCUCCAGAUUCCCCAGCCCCCAUGUUACAGUUCAGCCAUCUGAGCUCCUUUUUUAUGACGGCCCAGCAUCUAAGUCAGUCUCCAUCACCAACCACACCAAAGGCAAGAUCUGUCUGAUGUGGACUCAUGUAGCUGAAUCCCCUUUCUCCAUCUCUCCUCUCUCCUGUGAGCUGGGCCCAUUAAAGAGCACAGCCUUCAGAGUGACAUACAAUCCCAACCAGCAGAACAUCUUCCAUGCAGCACAGCUUGAGUGUUUCACUUUUUACAAGGUUCUGAGGGAUCAUAGAAAUGUGGAGGAUUGGACUUUGUGUCCACCCUGGUGCCUUACAGUCAGGGUGAGCGGUCACUCAUUUCAACCUGGAAAAGAGCACUUCAUCCCCAACUUCUCUCUUCAAUACCCUAAAGUAGUAUUCCCUGCACUGAAGCAGGUAUCAUACCGCAGUAUUCUCCUGCAGAAUACAGGUAACCUACCCUUGAUCUUCAGAUUAGAUCCAGAGGAAUGUCCACCUGUAUGCGUGCUUCCACCCAGUGGUCUGGUUCCAGCAGGCAGCCACCAGAUCCUUACCUUCAGAUGCACUCCAUCACCGGAUCAUCCUGCCAGUAUCCCUUUGACAUUACAUCUGAAUGCCAGCCCCAAACACACACAGGUACUGAAUGUGGUCGCUGUAGCAGAGAAGCUUUUCAUGAGCGUGGAGGGGGAUGGAAGUCUGUUCUUUUAGCCCACAGCCGUGGGCUCGUGCUCUCAGAGAACCCUGCAGGUGAAGAACAUGAGCAGAGUGCCGGUGGAGUUCAAGUGGAGGCUGACCAGAUCUGACCAAAGGGUUCUGACUGUACUGCCGGACACAGACAUGCUCCAGCCCAAUGAAUCAAAGGUACAGAAAUGGUCCUUUGCCCCUAUGGAGGAGAUGAUGUACAACAUGAAGCCCAGUCUCACAUUCUGGCCUGUCCAAAUGCCACAAUGCAAGAAAUCCAGGCUUACCAUUAAGGCUGUCAGAUUGGCAUGCACAGGUUCUCUCCAGGCAGAGCAUCCUGUUAUAGAUCUUGGUGAGGUGCUGGUGGGAAGCUGUAAGUCAUUUGAUGUCCCUCUACUGAACGACAGCCCCUGUGCUGUCAGCUACUCUCUGAUCACACAGCAGAGCGUCACUGUUACAGGCCUCCCAGAAGAUAUGACUCAAGAUCCUUCAGUUCUGGAGAUGGAGAAUGUAAGUGGAAACAUACCUGCUGACUGCAGGCUACCGAUCCGCUGCACAGUGAAACCGGCUCGCAGGGCCCAUUACUGCUGGACCAUCAGUUACCACAUCCUCAAUGCUUCUGUCUCUGUGGGAGGAGAGCCGCAAUCUGUAUGCCAUGUACAGGCCGAGGGAGUGUAUCCCACCCUGGAGGUGAUGGAUGCUCGUAGCUGUGGCAGUGUGGAAGGACUGAGUAAACUGCAGCUCUGGCACCUCUUCGAUCUGGAUGCAUUCAACGCUUAUCUACACAGAGAACCCAGCCCAUCUGAGCUCACCUUCAGGGUGCCCACUAGACACAGCCUUCGACGUUGCCCUUCCGUCUUCACCUCAGCCAUGUUGGAUUUUAGCUUCAGUGCUGCUCCCCUGGGCUCAGACCCCUCCAGUAUUCUGCUUUUGUUUAAGAACCCAGGAAGUAUUCCUGUAGAGUGGUCAUUCUUGCUCCCAGAGGACCAACAGAUUGAGCUGGAGUACUGGGCUGAGACUGGAGAUUUCAGUGCAUCUGAGCUCCACCUGAUGAAGAUUCAGGACCACCGGCUCUUCUCUAUCUCCCCACACUCUGGUAAACUCCUGCCUGGCCAACAGAGGACAGUGCAAUUCACAUACAGACAUGACUUUGUGGGAACAGAUCGUCUUCCUGUCUUGUUGAAACUUUCACAUGGAAGAGAGAUACUGCUGAAUUUUAUAGGAGUAACUGUGGAAAGAGACAGAUGCUACAUUUACCUCUCCUCCAACCGGCACAUCUUUUCCCCGGUGGCAAUUGGAGGGUUCAGUCCCCCCAAACAGGUGUAUGAGCUGUAUAAUGCAGGCGCUCUCCCGCUUAGAUUUCACAUCGACACCACUCCACUGGAGGAACUGAUGGAGGAGAACUUCAGUCAUCCAUUCUUACAGUGUCUGAACCCUGGAGGAGAAGUGGAACCAGGCCACACCGCCCUGGUGGAGUGGAUCUUCUCCCCACUGGAGGCUAAAACAUACAGUGUGGACAUACCUAUUCAUGUGGUGGAGGGGGACAGCAUGUUCGUAACCUUUGAGGGCCAAGGCUUUGAUGAAAGAGAGUCAGAACCCAUUCAAAUACAGGAUGGUUGUAUUACUGUGCCUUGCACUAAAAGAAUCCCAGUACCUGGACAAGUGGUGUUCCUGUCAGAAGAGAGAGUGUGUUUUGGUGAUAUCCCAGUGGGCUCUCGUAGUACACGCAUCCUUUUUUUGACCAACGUCUCACACACAGACCAAGUGUUGUAUAAAUUGAACGGAACAAGCACAGAAUGCCAGCAGACUGUAAAGAUCUGUCCUGAGAGUGGUCGUCUAGCACCGCUAGAUUUUGUUGAGUUCACACUGGUCGUGGUCGGUCAUUCUGUGUUCUCCUACAGGAGUCUCCUAGAAGAGCCUCAGUUCCAGCAGUCUCUGGUAGAGGGCGACAGUGAGCAGGGGCCGUACUUCACACAGCUGCGGCCUGCUCCUACGCUCCCCACACAAACACAACCCCGCUCUGCUGCAGGCAGCCAGAACCCUGUAGAAAUGUUUAGUGUGUCCAGUGUCACUCCAGCAGAGACUUACACAGGAAACUAUAGCACUGCAGACAGACCCAAGAGUGAGUGUGACCAGGAGUCUCUGAAUGAAGUCCAGGAGGAGAUAAAGAUGAAGGUCCAGGAGUCCAUUCGCAGGUUGCCUGAGUUUUGUGACCUGGUGGAGGACAUUUUGCUGAACAUGUUGCAGAACCUAAUGACGGAAGCUUUCUUGGGUGAGCUGGUGCUGACGACACGACCCCGAAUCAUUGCACUUCCACCAUCUUCUUCCAGGAAAAACAGUCUUGGCUCCAACAGACAGUACAGGGCCGAAUCGAAUGACAACAGGGAGCAGAUGCACCCCCUAGUGACCAGCCCAAGCCCAUACAUGUCUACUCAAGCCAUGGUCUCAAACCUGGAGCCUGAGUAUCUGUAUGACAUGCUUGAGACUGAUUUGUAUUAA
This is a messenger RNA of Sinocyclocheilus anshuiensis, 4949 nucleotides long. RefSeq names its product coiled-coil domain-containing protein 108-like. The record is from RefSeq and is a predicted model, not a curated record. Gene Ontology annotation, biological process: sperm axoneme assembly. Gene Ontology annotation, cellular component: sperm flagellum; cytoplasm. Lineage: Eukaryota; Metazoa; Chordata; Actinopteri; Cypriniformes; Cyprinidae.